Dioscorea cayenensis subsp. rotundata (Guinea yam) is the source of this 3353-nucleotide messenger RNA. Its product is annotated as MDIS1-interacting receptor like kinase 1-like. The record is from RefSeq and is a predicted model, not a curated record. Lineage: Eukaryota; Viridiplantae; Streptophyta; Magnoliopsida; Dioscoreales; Dioscoreaceae. Gene Ontology annotation, biological process: protein phosphorylation. Gene Ontology annotation, molecular function: protein binding; protein kinase activity; ATP binding.
CUGUCAUUACACCCUGACAAAUAGCUGUUUCAGAACCCAAGAUCUCACGAGCUAACAAACCUUUAAACUAAUCCUAUUCAUAUUUCUCUUGAUCCUUACAUCUGCUAAUUUAUAUUCCUCUAUCUUCAUAUAAGUUCUCCCUCCAUUUCUUCCAAACAAGCCUCCCAAAAAAAUAUAUAGAAAUGGCUCAAGUAUAGAACAGGGGAGGAGCGAAAUGAGGACCACUUUGCUUCUCUUCUUCUUCUUGUUUAUCGUCUACCGUGUCCGGGCUGGAGACGAUGAGGUCUCGGCGUUGCUUUCAAUCAAGUCGGACUUUUUCGAUCCCUUAGACACACUUGGGGAUUGGAAAACUCCGUCCCCACAUUGCAAUUGGACAGGCAUUCAAUGUAAUGCUGCUGGCUCUGUCGAGAGUCUCAACCUCUCGCAUAUGAACCUCAGCGGUGUCAUCUCCGCCGGAGGCUUGCAGCAACUCGCUAGCCUCUCAUACCUUAACUUAUGUUGUAAUGCAUUCUCUUCCUCACUCCCGAAGUUCUUCGGCAAUCUCACAAUGCUUAAGGUGUUUGACAUUAGUGAAAACUUCUUGAUCGGAGAGUUUCCUGUUGGUCUGGGCGCAUCUCCGGCACUGACACUCCUCAACGCAUCCGGUAACAACUUUGUAGGCCGCCUACCGGAGGAUAUCAGCAAUGCGACCACUCUUGAAAUCCUCGAUCUCCGGGGAAGUUUCUUCCAAGGUUCAAUCCCAAGUUCUUAUAAGAACUUGAAGAAGCUCAAGUUCUUGGGACUUUCCGGCAACAACCUCACUGGAGUACUACCCGCAGAGCUCGGCCAGCUAUCUUCAUUGGAGAAGCUCAUCAUUGGAUACAAUGAGUUUGAAGGAAACCUCCCACCGGAACUCGGAGGCCUCACUAGCCUCAAGUACCUCGACAUGGCUGUUGGUAACCUCAACGGAUCGAUACCGAGCUCCCUUGGCCGUCUUCCAAUGCUCACCACAUUGUUCUUGUUUAAAAACAAUCUUGAAGGUGAGAUACCAAAGGAAAUCGGCAACAUCUCAUCGCUCACAUUGUUAGAUCUCUCCGACAAUCAAAUCUCCGGCGAGAUACCGGCGGAGAUUGCACAACUGAGCAAUCUCCAACUCCUCAAUCUCAUGUGCAACAACCUCAAAGGUCAAGUGCCAUCAGCAAUUGGAGAUCUCACACAAUUGGAAAUCUUGGAGCUAUGGAACAACUCUUUCACUGGGCCAUUACCGACGAACCUCGGCCGCAACUCACCACUCCAAUGGCUUGAUGUUUCUUCAAACUCAUUCUCCGGCUUGAUCCCUGAUAGUAUAUGCAAAGGUGGCAAUCUCACCAAGCUUAUCCUCUUCAACAAUGGCUUCUCCGGCGAGAUUCCGGCAAGCUUAACACAAUGCAUGUCAUUAGUACGUGUGAGAAUUCAGAACAACAGGCUCAAUGGAACUGUACCAGUGGGCUUCGGAAAGCUGCCUAAGCUUCAAAGGCUUGAGCUCGCCGGAAAUGAGCUCACCGGAGAGAUCCCUGCUGACAUCACCUUAUCGACAUCACUCUCGUUCAUUGAUCUCUCUCACAAUCAUCUUCAGCUCCCAUUGCCUUCAAACAUUUUAUCAAUAUCAACUCUGCAGACCUUCAUGGCCUCCGACAAUGAGCUCACCGGAGGAAUCCCUGACCAGUUUCAAGACUGUCCUUCGCUGUCAGCGCUCGAUCUCUCAAACAACAAGCUCUCCGGGGAUAUUCCGGCGAGCUUGGCGUCUUGUGAGCGACUAGUGAGUCUUAAUUUGAGAAGCAAUGCGUUUACCGGAGAUAUCCCUCCAGUGAUUGCAAUGAUGACAACAUUGGCCAUCCUAGACCUCUCCAACAACCUCCUUACUGGCACGAUCCCGAAGAAGUUCGGCAGCUCACCGGCACUCGAAACUUUGAAUUUGUCCUACAACAAGCUCACCGGACCAGUGCCGGAGAAUGGGAUGCUGAGAACCAUAAACCCCGAUGAUCUCGCCGGAAACGUAGGCUUGUGCGGUGGUGUUCUACCUCCAUGCAAUGCAGGUUCCACAUAUCCUGCCACAGGCAGCAAGAAGGGGUACCACAUCAAGCACAUUGUCGCCGGGUGGGUGAUCGGAGUCUCCGUGGUGAUCGCCAUAGGCAUCAUGUUUCUUGUAGCAAGAAGAUUAUAUAGAUAUUGGUAUGUCGACGGCGGUUGUUGUGAAGACCGGUUUGAUGAAGAGAACAGCGCGUGGCCGUGGCGGUUGACGGCAUUUCAACGAGUGAGUUUCACAAGCAGUGAUGUGCUUGCGUGCAUCAAAGAAGCAAAUGUGCUUGGGAUGGGAGCAACUGGCAUUGUCUACAAGGCCGACAUGCCCCGUCACCAUGCUGUGGUGGCCGUAAAGAAGCUCUGGCGAAGCAGAGAUGGUGGCGAUGUAAAUGAUGUUGGCGACAUUGCCGGGGAGGUGAACCUCCUCGGACGUUUACGCCACCGUAACAUAGUCCGAUUACUUGGCUACCUUCACAACGAUAGUGAAACUAUGUUCAUCUACGAGUACAUGCCGAAUGGGAGCUUGUGGGAAGCAUUACAUGGGAAGCUGGCCGGGCGGUUGCUUGUCGAUUGGGUGUCGCGAUACAAUAUCGCCACUGGCAUUGCCCAAGGCAUGGCUUAUCUCCACCAUGAUUGCCACCCUCCAGUAAUCCACCGUGAUGUUAAGUCGAACAACAUUCUCUUGGACACCAACCUCGAUGCGAGAAUUGCCGACUUCGGCCUUGCAAAAAUGCUUCUCAGGAAGAACGAGACCGUGUCCGUCAUCGCAGGUUCCUACGGCUACAUUGCUCCAGAAUAUGGAUACACUCUGAAGGUUGAUCAGAAAAGUGAUAUAUAUAGUUUUGGUGUUGUGUUGAUGGAGUUGGUGACUGGAAAAAGACCGGUGGAGCCGGAGUUCGGGGAGGGUCAGGACAUUGUUGGAUGGGUAAGGGAGAAGUUGAGCAAGCGGGAAGUCGAGGACGUGCUCGACCAGAGUGUCGGCGGCCAAUGCAAGCAUGUACAAGAGGAAAUGAUGCUCGUGCUACGUAUUGCCGUGCUUUGUUCGGCGAGGUUGCCGAAAGACCGGCCUUCGAUGAGGGAUGUACUGACAAUGCUGGGUGAGGCAAAGCCGAGGAGGAAGAGUAGCAGUGCUAGUGUUGUGAGCAAUGUGGCUGGGAAGGACAAGCCAGUGUUCAGCACAUCACCAGAGUCUGAAUUCAUAUGAAUGUUGAGAGAGUGUUAAUCAGUUUGUGUUCUCUCUUUUGUAUGUAUCUUUUAUUUUAUUUUUUUUAUUAAUAUUUGAUCGGUUGUUAGUAAUUAAUGUUGAUGUAGAA